AUGGAUGACCACCUGGAACUAAAACUGGAGAUGGAUUCUGAGGAAAAUUAUACGAGCGUGAAAAACCAGCUUCCACCCAAGAGGCUGCGGGAGUGCUCUGUGCGUCUGAUGAAAGUUGCUAUUAAAUUUCCCCCUCAAAAGUCCAAGAGAGUAAAGAGCAAAAGUGUGGCCAUCAAACCUGGAUUGGACUUGGAUUUGGAUUCUGAUGAGGAAAGAGGCCCCAAAUUCUUAGAGAAAAGAGCCUUAAACAUAAAGGAGAACAAGGCCAUGCUUGCGAAGCUAAUGGCGGAAUUAAAAAACGUCCCUGGUUUUUUUACUGAGAAAAGUCCACUGGCAACUCCUACUCGAAAACCGCAGAAAUCUCCAAGGAGAUCCUUUCCUAGAAGUGCUUUAAGAAGGAAUCCAGAAAGAAGUUCUAGGCCUCACACCAGAUCCAGAUCUUUGAUCGAAGGUCCUCCAAGUCCUGUAUCGGAGAGGGAGGAGGAGGACCCUUACGUCUUAGUGAGGAGAAAGAUAUCUGAUGACUUCUCGGAGGAUGAAUUGGACACCCCGAGGAGACGGCGUUCUGGCGCUAUGACUCUUCCCCACAUUAUCCGCCCAGUGGAAGAAAUAACCGAGGAAGAGCUGAAUAAUAUCUGUGAGACUGCCCGAGAUAAAGUGUACAACCGUGUGAUGGGUUCCACCUGUCAUCAGUGUCGCCAGAAAACUACAGACACCAAGACUAAUUGUCGUAACCCCGACUGCGUGGGAGUGCGUGGCCAGUUCUGUGGGCCUUGCCUUCGCAACCGUUAUGGAGAAGAAGUCAGGACUGCUUUGCUCAACCCAAACUGGCAUUGUAUCAUCACGUUCGCGCAUGAGCCGGAUUCCUCUAGGACCCUGCAAAACCGGCGCCACGAGGCAGCUGCGAUCACGUGA
Gekko japonicus is the source of this 915-nucleotide messenger RNA. RefSeq names its product cell division cycle-associated protein 7-like. Gene Ontology annotation, cellular component: nucleus. The transcript is spliced from 8 exons. Lineage: Eukaryota; Metazoa; Chordata; Lepidosauria; Squamata; Gekkonidae. The coding region runs from base 1 to 915 and encodes 304 amino acids. Gene Ontology annotation, biological process: regulation of DNA-templated transcription. The record is from RefSeq and is a predicted model, not a curated record.